This is a messenger RNA of Triplophysa rosa, 2676 nucleotides long. RefSeq names its product protocadherin gamma-B1-like. Gene Ontology annotation, molecular function: calcium ion binding. The record is from RefSeq and is a predicted model, not a curated record. The coding region runs from base 430 to 2676 and encodes 748 amino acids. The transcript has a single exon. Lineage: Eukaryota; Metazoa; Chordata; Actinopteri; Cypriniformes; Nemacheilidae. Gene Ontology annotation, biological process: homophilic cell-cell adhesion. Gene Ontology annotation, cellular component: plasma membrane.
CACGCUCCGUAGUAUAGGUAACUUUAGUUUUGUUUUGUGCGCUUGUGCGUUUUCUGUGCAUUCAGAACCUUGGACAGCAACACUUUAAUACCCAUCAUUAAUUACUUGUGCCCGUCCAUGUUUGGUUAUGAAUAAAUACAAUUAUUAGAUUUAAAAGUAUAGCUUGCGUUUUGUCUAAGAUCUUGAAGGUUUUCUCAGUUUAGAAUAUUACUGUUAUUGUAUCCGUCCAGCACAUGGUGUCACUGUAGACCGCGAGAUGAGGGUCUUUCCAUUAUCUGCAGCCUCUCUUAAAACCAAAACCUUGGUUGUACUGUAUUCGUCGUUGAGAAAUGGUGAAUAUUUAUAUUUCGUGCCCUGUUUCUGAACGUUAAGGAGUAAAGACUGGAUCGCAUUUCUUUAUUACCACCCUCAAACACGUUGUCAGUGACCAUGGGAUUUGCGGGAUGUUUCCAAUGCGGAUUUGUAUUUUUAUUUUCUGCUCUGGAUGCGGCGUUUGCUCAAAUCAUCUAUUCCGUACAAGAGGAGGUAAAUAAGGGAACAAUUGUUGGCAAUUUAGCGAAAGACCUGAAUAUAAAUGUUCAUGACUUUGAAUAUCGCAUGUUCGAAAUUGUACCUGGAUCUAAUAAGAAGUAUUUUGACUUGAAUCUGAAAACCGGUGUGCUGUUUGUUAGAGAAAAAAUUGAUCGCGAGGAGUUAUGUCUGUCGAAUCCAAAAUGUUCUUUGAAUAUAGAGGCCAUCGCUAAAAAUCCUCAUAAUCUUUACAGAGUGGAAAUUAAGAUUUUGGACAUAAACGAUAAUGCGCCACAUUUUCCUGUUAAAUCAUUUAGCGUAAAUAUUACUGAAAAUGCUAGCCCAGGAGAGAGAUUUCUCCUCCCAGUGGCCGAGGACUCUGAUUAUGGGGGUAAUUCGCUAAAAGAGUACAAACUGAGCCAGAAUGAACAUUUUACUAUAGAAACGCAGAAUGGAGAACAGAGUGUGUUUGCAGAGCUGGUGCUGAACAAGGCUUUAGACCGAGAGAAGCAAGCAACUGUUAAGUUAGUGCUUACCGGUGUGGAUGGAGGAAAACCACCUAAAUCAGGGACCGUAAACAUCAUUAUAAACGUCAUGGACAUUAACGAUAACAACCCAGUGUUCAGUCAAGCUCUUUAUAAAAUCAAACUAAAGGAAAAUGUUGCUUCUGGCACUAAAGUUAUAUCUGUCUUCGCCUCCGAUUUGGAUGAAGGUAUAAACGGUGAAAUUGUGUACUCAUUUGUUGGCCAUGGAAAGAAACAAGACUUGUUUACCAUUUUACCCACAACUGGAGAAAUUAUUGUAAAUGGAAAUGUAGAUUACGAGGAGAAUCCAGCUAUUGAGUUGCGAGUUCAGGCUAGAGACAAAGGUAAUUCUCCGAAGAGUACACACAGUAAGAUUUUGAUAGAAGUUUUGGAUGAAAAUGACAAUGCUCCAGAGAUAAUUAUGAUUUCACUGUUAAAUAGUGUGAAAGAGGACACAAAGUCAGGAACUGCAGUUGCUUUAGUCACAGUUGCAGAUAAAGAUGGAGGAAAAAAUUGUAUCGUACACUGCGCCCUGAAAGGCUCGUAUCCUUUCAAACUGGAACCUUCAUAUAAAAACCAUUAUUCAUUAGUGGUAGAUGGACCUCUGGACAGAGAGAGUGUGUCUCAAUAUAACAUCACAAUUACAGCUACAGAUGAAGGAACGCCGGCACUUUCCAACAGCAGCAUUAUUAUUGUUCAUAUCUCAGAUAUUAACGACAACGCCCCUUAUUUCGCCACACCUGUUAUAAAUGCUUAUAUAAGUGAAAACGGCCAAGCUGGAGGUCUGGUGACAAAAGUUACAGCUGAUGACUCAGACACUGGUGAGAACGCAGAACUUUCAUAUUCAUUGUUAGAGAGUUCUAUCUCCAUUAUUCCUAUCACAUCAUUGAUAAAUAUAAACUCUUUAACUGGGGAAAUAUUCAGUCUACAGUCAUUUAAUCACGAAGAAAUUAAAAGAUUUCAGUUUCAAGUUAUAGCAACAGACUCUGGUGUUCCUCCCCUGAGCAGUAAUGUGACGGUCAACGUUUUUAUCCUCGAUGACAAUGACAACAGUCCAGUCAUUUUACCACCAUAUUCUGAACCUGGAUCAGUAAAUACUGAAAAUAUCCCCUACUCUGCUGAAGCGGGUUACUUCGUAUCCAAAAUUAGAGCUGUUGAUGCUGAUUCUGGAUAUAACGCACUUCUGUCUUAUCAACUAACCGAACCCAAAGGAACGAAUCUAUUCCGAAUCGGGACCAGCACUGGAGAAAUAAGGACCAGGAGAAGAAUGAGUGACAAUGACUUAAAAACUCACCCACUUAUCAUUACAGUGUCUGAUAAUGGAGAGCCAUCACUAUCAGCAACUAUGUCUAUGGAUGUUGUGGUUAUGGAGAGUAUAGAUGACAUAAAGACAUCGUUCAAACAAGUUCCUGUUAAGGAGGAGAGUUUUUCAGAUCUGAAUCUGUAUCUGCUCAUCGCUAUUGUCUCAGUGUCAGUCAUCUUUUUACUGAGCCUCAUUGGUUUGAUAGCAGCUAAAUGCUACAGGACAGACAGCAGUUUCAGCAGGUAUGGAGCUCCAGUGAUCAACACACAUCCAGAUGGCAGCUGGUCCUACUCUAAAUCCACGCAACAAUAUGACGUGUGUUUUAGUUCAGACACAUGA